AUGACGCCCAGGAUGAUAGUGGUGUCAUGUGGGGUAACAUACCACGAAGCUGGGUCACAUUUGUUAUGGUGCCAGACUGGGUUGCAGAAAAAUCCUGGAGAGGAAAACAGAGAAUCUGAAGAAAGUCGUUUUUUAAAACUUGCCAUGCUGUGGCCUGAAAAGCCUGUGUCUCCUUGUCCUGAAGUUAACUGGAGAAAAAGAACUAAGGAUCAUCUCCCUAGUCAACCUUUGCCAGAAAACCCAGCCACUGGUGUGAGUGGCCCCUCAGGGCCCAGCAGCCCAAGCAUCUCGGACCCCAGAGCCCGGCUUAGGGCCUAUAUAGACAGCCACCCUGUAGUCAUCUUCAGCAAGUCCACGUGCAAGCGCUGUGCUGAGGUAAAGAAGUUAUUUAAGUCGAUGCAUGUUUCUUAUUUUUUGCUCGAACUUGAUCAAGCAGAGGACGCCGGGGGCCUGGAGAGAGCGCUCUCGCAGCUGACCUCGGAAACCGACGUGCCCGUGGUGUUCGUGAAGCGGCAAAAGAUAGGCGGCCAUGGUCCAACUCUGAAGGUAAUAGUAGGAGAGAUGCCAGGCAUAAAGCAGUGCCUGAUUGUCUCCAUAAUUCACCUGGAUGCCAGUUGUGGGCAGAGCUCAGAUGUGAUCCUGUUGCUGGAGGUGGGUGCGAAUGCGCUGGGUCUGGGCUUCGCGGGGCGGGGCCGCCGGGAGGCGGAGCGAGCGGGGGGCGGGGCCUCCGGGCCAUCGCCAGCGCGCAUGGGCGGACAUCCUCAGCUCCGACAGACCCCCUUCAGUUUCCGCUGUUGUCUUGGAGGAACAUGUGUGAAUGUGGGUUGCAUACCUAAAAAACUGAUGCACCAAGCGGCUUUGUUAGGACAAGCCCUACAAGACUCUCGCAACUAUGGUUGGAACACCGAGGAGACGGUUAAACAUGACUGGAAUAAAAUGACAGAAGCCGUACAGAACCACAUUGGUUCUCUGAACUGGGGCUACCGGGUAGCUCUGCGGGAGAAGAAAGUCACCUAUGAGAAUGCAUUUGGGCAGUUUGUGGGUCCUCAUAGGAUUAAGGCAACAAAUAACAAAGGCAAAGAAAAAAUUUAUUCGGCAGAGAGAUUUCUCAUUGCUACUGGUGAGAGGCCACGUUACUUGGGCAUCCCUGGUGACAGAGAGUACUGCAUCAGCAGUGAUGAUCUUUUCUCCUUACCUUAUUGCCCGGGUAAGACGCUGGUGGUUGGAGCAUCCUAUGUUGCCCUUGAAUGUGCUGGAUUUCUUGCUGGCAUUGGCUUAGAUGUUACUGUUAUGGUACGAUCCAUUCUCCUUAGAGGAUUUGACCAGGACAUGGCCAACAAAAUUGGUGAACAUAUGGAAGAACAUGGUGUCAAGUUUAUAAAACAGUUUAUACCAAUAAAAGUUGAACAAAUUGAAGCAGGGACACCAGGCCGACUCAGGGUGAUAGCUAAGUCCACCAGUAGUGAUGAAAUUAUCGAAGGAGAGUAUAAUACGGUAUUGCUGGCAAUAGGAAGAGAUGCUUGCACAAGAAAAAUUGGCUUAGAAACCGUGGGGGUAAAGAUAAAUGAAAAGACUGGAAAAAUACCUGUCACAGAUGAAGAGCAGACCAAUGUGCCUUACAUCUAUGCCAUUGGCGAUAUAUUAGAGGGGAAGCUGGAGCUUACCCCAGUAGCAAUCCAGGCAGGAAGACUGCUGGCUCAGAGGCUUUAUGCUGGCUCCAAUGUGAAGUGUGACUAUGAGAAUGUUCCAACGACUGUGUUUACUCCUUUGGAAUAUGGUGCCUGUGGUCUUUCUGAGGAGAGAGCUGUGGAGACAUUUGGGGAAGAAAAUAUUGAGGUUUACCAUAGUUACUUUUGGCCGCUGGAGUGGACGAUUCCAUCAAGAGAUAACAACAAAUGUUAUGCAAAAGUAAUCUGUAAUAUCAAAGACAACGAACGUGUUGUGGGCUUCCACGUACUGGGUCCAAAUGCUGGAGAAGUGACACAAGGCUUUGCAGCUGCCCUCAAGUGUGGACUGACCAAAAAGCAGCUGGACAGUACCAUUGGAAUCCACCCCGUCUGUGCAGAGGUAUUCACGACUCUGUCGGUGACCAAGCGCUCUGGGGGAAGCAUCCUCCAGGCCGGCUGCUGAGGUUAAGCCCCAGUGUGGAUGCUGCCGCCAGCACUCCAAACCACUGCCCUGUUUCCUUGCCCAAAUCCAAGGGGAAGUUUUAGGAAGGGUCUUGCGCUUUGGCACAUGCAUGUCCUGUGCUCACAGCACCCAAGGCCCCCUUGGAUCUCCUGGGUAGGAGGUGGUGAAUGGAAGGCAGGCAGCGUCUCACUGGGGUCGCCGUGAUGGACUGGAACUGACAUUCGGCAGUGCAUCGGCGCGGUGCAUCCAUGAAGUCACUGGCCUCAAGCCCAUGCGGUGGGCAGUGAUGGAACAGCUGUCGAGCAGUUUGAGCAUGACCCUCCCUUUCUGCGUUUGCUGAUUCUCACUGUUAAGCUUUCUAAUGUUGAUUCUUUUUUUCUUUUUUCCUCCAAGGUGUAAAUGAGACUAGAGACAUGUUAGUAGUCGAUUUUUGUCCAAAAGUAAGUCUUGGCUAGAGUAUGCAAGUA
Odobenus rosmarus divergens (Pacific walrus) is the source of this 2597-nucleotide messenger RNA. RefSeq names its product thioredoxin reductase 1 (gene TXNRD1). The record is from RefSeq and is a predicted model, not a curated record. Gene Ontology annotation, cellular component: cytosol; mitochondrion. Gene Ontology annotation, biological process: cell redox homeostasis; cellular response to oxidative stress; glutathione metabolic process. Lineage: Eukaryota; Metazoa; Chordata; Mammalia; Carnivora; Odobenidae. Bases 1 to 2130 code for a protein of 709 amino acids. The transcript is spliced from 17 exons. Gene Ontology annotation, molecular function: thioredoxin-disulfide reductase (NADPH) activity; flavin adenine dinucleotide binding; glutathione-disulfide reductase (NADPH) activity.